AGUUUCGUAAAGCUCCAGUGUAGAACAUGGAUGAAGUCAUAUAUUGUGUUGCGGUGUGCGUGGUGUGCUAUGGUGUAUCAGAGACUGUAUUUGGCGAGUGGAGUGUGAUGGGAAGCACCAUCAUCUUGGUCCACUCGUACUAUAACGUCUGGCUCAGAGCCCAGCUGGGCUGGCAGAGCUUCCUGCUCAGGAGAGAUGCUGUACACAAGAUAAAAAGCCUCCCUACAGCUAGCAAUACACAGCUGGAGCAGUAUAAUGACAUCUGUGCUAUCUGCUUCCAGCAGAUGAAGCACGGCGAGGAAGAAAUAUGCUUUGAAACGAGUGUGAAAGACUGAUAACUUUAGGAUGCCAAGUCCUGAUGCACACUUAUAUGUAGACCUUGCUGCCACUCUGACCACAGAACGUGUUUGUCCCCAGUGUGCUAUAACCUUGCAACCAAUGUGUUUUUUCUACCUUGUGUUUUUUCUUUUGGGGUUAUAUUUACACUAAUGUCAUUUUUUACUAGCAAUGAUCCAAAGCUGUUCUGUGGAUGUCGGCAACCAAAUACCCUCUGAUGUCUGUGUACGAGGAAACGGCCCAAUCUGUUUGUGUGUAAUGAACACAAAUGUUGCUCUGUACGUAAUCUAUAUUAAACCAGAGGUGUGUUGAUAAAUAUAUAUAUAUACAUAUACAUAAGUAAGACGAGGGCUUGGUUUCUCCAAAGUUUCCUUUCUUUGUUUCUUCACGUGCCUGAGAGCAAAGAGAAUUUUUGGAUAAGAAGCUGCUGGGAAAUCAAGCCCUCUGAUCUGAGACCAGCCAGUGUUGCUGCUUCUCCAGUCUAUAUGACGCAUCUUUUAAGCUGGUGUGAUCACUCUGCUGCCCUCUACUGUUAGGAGUGGGCUCAGCAUGGAGACGCAUUAAUUAGCGCUCAGCAGUAUUACUUACUAGCACUAUUAUUAAAGGUCUUAUUAGUAUGAAUGACCAUAUUCUUGACAUUGGGAAGCGUGGGCUGCAGGGUUGAGAAUGAAUACACGAUCAGUGUAGGAUCAAACCUGACCAACGCUGCUUUGACUUUUUGUGUUUAUUUUUUAAAGAGAUGAAAUGGAGAGUUUGAUGUAUUUUGCACAUGUUCUUCUGAAAGGUGAACCUAAGGGCUUUUCUGUACACACCUUCUUAUUUUAAUACCAACACCAUUCCUUUGACAUUGAUUUUUUUUUUUUCGAACUGCUGUUCGAUACUGUUGCCUCUGACUGACAGAUGUGUAGAGAUGAAUUGUAGUUGUGGGGCUGCUCUCCCCGACACUCCCUGCAGAUUUUUGUUUAAGAUGAAUUGUUUUUGUCCAUUGAGUUUGUCCAAACACAGCUUUAGGACCUGCUCUGUUUAAUCUGGCUCUCAGUGCCAUUUCUUUUCUGUUAAAAUGCUUCAUAUUUGUUUUUUUGGACUUUAUGCCUGUCAUUGCCUUGGUUAUUUUACCAAAAAUAAUGUUAAUCAAAUAAUAAUGGGUGUAGUUUGUAAGGUCAAGAGCAGACAAAGAAUGUAUUGAAAAAGCUAUUACAAUCAGUUUCUUUGAAAAGUCUCAUUUAUUUGUACAUUUUGGCGACAACGCAUCACGUGACUGAACUGACUGUGAGGUACUGCAACAGCAGAGGGCAGCAAUACUGUAGAAAACAUGCCAGCUCCCCAAAAACGAAGCCCAAACGUCUCUAUCGCUGCCUGGUGUCUGGCUGCAGUAUAGGUCAUGAACAACCCCUCCUCUAUAUUAGCGGAUGGGACUGGGGUCAGACUAAAAUAAAGAAAAAAACUUCUCCUCAGAUCAUUUUAACGCCUCCGUUACAGAAUUUCAGCUGUCAUUUUCACUCAAGUCUCCAUAGACUUUGGAGCAACUGUGUUGCUUCGAGGCCAUUUGCGAGAA
Messenger RNA from Oreochromis niloticus (Nile tilapia), 1891 nucleotides. Its product is annotated as RING finger protein 145-like. Gene Ontology annotation, molecular function: ubiquitin protein ligase activity. Gene Ontology annotation, biological process: ERAD pathway; proteasome-mediated ubiquitin-dependent protein catabolic process. Lineage: Eukaryota; Metazoa; Chordata; Actinopteri; Cichliformes; Cichlidae. The transcript has 3 exons. Bases 27 to 335 code for a protein of 102 amino acids. The record is from RefSeq and is a predicted model, not a curated record. Gene Ontology annotation, cellular component: endomembrane system.